AUGGCAAGUGGUGAGAAGGGAGACGUGGGGCAGAUAGGGCAGGCUGGCCCUCAGGGUUUCACCGGGACGAAGGGCGAGCAAGGUUUCAAAGGAGAAAAAGGGGAUCAAGGAAUGGAUGGCCCCCCAGGCUCACAAGGCCCCCAGGGAGAAACUGGCACAUGCCCUGCCACCUGCCAGAGUGUCCAGGGUCCACCAGGUCUACAAGGCGUACCUGGACCAGCCGGAGCCCGGGGCCUGCCUGGGGUCCAGGGACCUAUGGGACUCAAAGGUCUUACGGGCGAUAAGGGUGACAUGGGUAAACCGGGAGAACCCGGGAAGAACGGAACAAAGGGUGAUCAAGGUGAGAAAGGGGUGUGUAUGUGCAAAGAUGGGGUGAACGGCACUAAUGGGAGUCCAGGAGUAAGCGGGAUAAAAGGGGACAAAGGUGACACUGGUGCAAUGGGUGUACAGGGCCCCAUUGGACCAAAAGGCAACGAAGGCCACAUGGGGAUCAUGGGGCCACCUGGGCCCUGCUCCCCGGCCAUCCAAUCGGCUUUCUCUGCAGCUGUCAACCAGUCGUUUCCUGCUCCAAACUGGCCAAUUGCUUUCCCUGUCAUCAUUACCAACCAGCAGGGGCACUUUAAUUCAAUCAUGGGCAUAUACAUGGCCCCCAUCAACGGCACCUACGUUUUCACCUAUAACCUGGCAGUUGCUACAAAGCCCCUUACAGUGGGCCUGUUUGUCAACUUCAACCCUGUAGUCAGAAACACAGAAGUAUAUAGCCGCUCCAGUACCAGCCAGACUAUCGUCCUAAACCUCAAAUCGUUUGACCGGGUGUGGCUGCAGGUGAAGAACGACCUCACCAACGGCAUUUACACCGACAUGGAGAGCAGCAGUACGUUUUCCGGGUAUCUGCUGCACCCUGACUCCUGUGAAAUGCCCUUUGGCCGUAUGUUCGUGCCCGAGUAUCAUUAUAAACCGGGCGACUUCACCUGGGAGGAUCCUUCAAACAAAACCACCACCGCCCCUCCACAACAUUAG
Perca fluviatilis (European perch) is the source of this 1020-nucleotide messenger RNA. Its product is annotated as otolin-1. The record is from RefSeq and is a predicted model, not a curated record. Gene Ontology annotation, molecular function: protein binding. The transcript is spliced from 3 exons. The coding region runs from base 1 to 1020 and encodes 339 amino acids. Lineage: Eukaryota; Metazoa; Chordata; Actinopteri; Perciformes; Percidae.